CGGGCUGUGGGACAUUGACGGUCAGAGCCUGAGGGGAGCGGUGCGCGAUGCUGCAGCUGUUCAGAGCCGGGCUGGUGCUGGGGCCCCGGCGGCGUCAGGGCUCGGCGCUGCUGUGGCAGCAGUUUCUCAUGAACGGCUGCAGACAGUGUUCUUCAGGAAUCAUUCCCAAUGAAAAGAUCCGCAAUAUUGGAAUCUCUGCUCACAUUGACUCUGGGAAAACGACAUUAACAGAACGAGUCCUUUUUUACACUGGGAGGAUAGCGCAGAUGCAUGAGGUAAAAGGUAAAGAUGGAGUCGGGGCUGUCAUGGAUUCUAUGGAGCUGGAACGACAGCGCGGUAUCACAAUUCAGUCUGCAGCAACCUACACCAUGUGGAAGGACACCAACAUCAACAUCAUAGAUACACCAGGGCAUGUGGACUUCACAAUUGAAGUGGAACGAGCUUUAAGAGUUCUUGAUGGAGCUGUCCUGGUGCUCUGUGCUGUUGGAGGAGUCCAGUGCCAAACAAUGACCGUGAACAGACAAAUGAAGCGUUACGAUGUCCCGUGUUUAGCAUUCAUCAAUAAACUGGACAGAAUGGGCUCAAAUCCAACCAGAGCUGUGCAACAAUUGAGAUCCAAGUUAAAUCACAAUGCAGCCUUUAUCCAGAUUCCCAUUGGCCUGGAGGGAAACUUCAGGGGGCUUAUAGAUCUCCUUGAGCAAAGGGCCAUAUACUUCGAUGGUGACUUUGGCGAGACCAUUAGAUACGAUGAAAUCCCAGCUGAAUUUAGAGUAGAGGCUACAGAAAGAAGCCAGGAACUGAUUGAAUGUAUUGCUAACUCAGAUGAACAAUUGGGGGAGCUGUUUCUGGAAGAGAAGAUCCCUACAGUUACUGAUUUAAAGCUUGCAAUCAGAAGAGCAACACUGAAAAAGUCCUUUACGCCUGUGCUUGUGGGAAGUGCUUUGAAGAACAAAGGAGUGCAACCCCUUCUGGAUGCUGUCUUAGACUAUCUCCCAAAUCCAUCUGAAGUCCAGAACUAUGCUAUUCUGAACCAGGAGGAUUCUAAGGAUAAAACCAAACUGCUGCUGAACUCAGUCAGAGAUGACUCUGAGCCUUUUGUUGGUCUGGCUUUCAAACUGGAGGCUGGCCGUUUUGGGCAGCUAACGUACAUUCGAGUUUAUCAGGGGAUGUUGAAGAAAAGUGACUACAUUUACAACACCAGGACAGGGAAAAAGGUGCGAGUGCAGAGACUGGUUCGCAUGCAUGCAGACUCGAUGGAGGAUGUAGAUGAAGUUUAUGCAGGAGACAUAUGUGCAUUGUUUGGAAUUGAUUGUGCUAGUGGGGAUACGUUCACUGAUAAAACCAGUACUGACAUUUCCAUGGAAUCGAUUCAUGUCCCUGAACCUGUCAUUUCAGUAGCCAUGAAGCCUUCCAACAAGAAUGACCUAGAUAAAUUUUCAAAAGGCCUGAACCGGUUUACAAGAGAAGAUCCUACCUUUAGAGUCCACUUUGACAAUGAGAGCAAAGAGACAAUCGUUUCUGGAAUGGGAGAACUGCACUUGGAAAUCUAUGCUCAGCGAAUGGAAAGAGAAUAUGCUUGUCUUUGUACCAUGGGAAAGCCUAAAGUUGCCUUUAGAGAGAGCAUAACAGCACCUGUACUGUUUGACUAUACUCACAAGAGACAAUCUGGUGGGGCAGGCCAGUUUGGUAAAGUAAUAGGGUGUCUACAGCCUCUGGAUCCAGAGAACUACACACAGUUGGAGUUUGAAGACAGAACUAUUGGAACAAACGUCCCAAAGCAGUUUAUACCUGCUGUUGAAAAGGGAUUCCGUGAAGCGUGUGAAAAGGGUCCUCUGAUAGGUCACAAGAUUUCUGGAGUCCGGUUUGUCCUAGAAGAUGGUGCACAUCACAUGGUGGAUUCUAAUGAAUUCUCUUUCAUGCGAGCAGGAGAAGGGGCCCUCAAACAAGCUGUGGAAAAUGCAACUCUGUGUAUACUUGAGCCCAUUAUGUCUGUGGAAAUAGUAGCACCGAAUGAAUUCCAAGGAGCUGUGAUUGCUGGAGUUAAUCGUCGUCACGGAGUGAUCACAGGACAAGAUGGAGUAGAUGGCUAUUUCACUCUGCAUGCUGAUGUGCCACUGAAUAAUAUGUUUGGAUACGCCACAGAACUGAGAUCCUUCACAGAGGGAAAGGGUGAAUAUACAAUGGAAUACAAUAGAUACCAGCCAUGUUUACCUAGUGUUCAAGAGGACCUAAUUCACAAAUACCUAGAAGCAACAGGACAACUUCCCGUGAAAAAGGGCAAGGCCAAGAGCUGACUUGCCUCCUCCUGAGUGUUAAUUAGCAGCUUUCACAAUCUUCCGACAAACUCUUUCUCCUGCAGAGCUCUGUAACCUCAAUGACUCAACACAUCUAGGGUGAACAGAGAAAUUCAGACUGUAUCAGAACCUAAUCUUUAUUAAAAGCUCCUUCCUUUAUGAUAAAUUCAGAAGUUACAGGCGAUCACGGCUGAAAUGAUCACAUACAUAUUCCGUUCAUUAGCAAAAAAAUCUGUUAAAUUAUAAUAAUAAUUUGUCUUUGAAUUUUUUGUUUUAAACCACUUGUAUUAAAAUGAUGAUAUAGUAAUUAUUUUAUUUUGUCACUUCGGAAAAUACGAUACUGUGACUAUUGUGCCUCUAUUUUGAAUCCUCAAGGAUCCCAAUUCAGAGGACUAAAUUUACACAGCUUGAUGGGCAUCAGGUGGAUGAAUUUUUAUCCAAUAGAAUGAAAUUUGCCCUUGAAGGCUGAUCCCAAAACAAAUCCCUUUGCUUCUGCAAGUCACUUAUUAGCAAUAUGUAAUUUCGGGAUGUUUAAAUAGAUAUUUAUUUUACUCUGAUUCCAAAACAAAAUUCUAAGAUUUUCCAAAGUCAUAAAUAAUCCACCAUCUAAAUGUAUCUGUCAAUGCAAUUUGCUGCUCAGCAGCACUGCUCAGGACAGAUGAGCCCACUAGAGUGAAUUUGAAAAAAAUUGCCCAGGAUUUAGGAUUGUACCAGCCUAAAAUACAAUUAAAGUGAAUAUCCUUCAUAAACUGAAAUGUAUUAUGGAUUUAGCUACUAUUUCAUUUGCUUGACCCCUUUCCAAUGGGAUCUUUUUGUGACUGCCUAACAGACAAAAACAAAUACAAGCAGUGCUAAUUCUUCCCCAAAUCUCAAAUUCGAGAAGGUAGUUUUAUCCACCUGUCACAGGGUGGUCACAGGCUCUCCCACUUUUGUGCCUGCACCCUGUGUUUAGGCUGGUUUAAUAAAGAGUGUUCACUCCUUUUGUUGAAUCA
Gopherus flavomarginatus (Mexican gopher tortoise) is the source of this 3286-nucleotide messenger RNA. It is a transcript of the gene GFM1, whose product is annotated as G elongation factor mitochondrial 1. Gene Ontology annotation, cellular component: mitochondrion. The record is from RefSeq and is a predicted model, not a curated record. The transcript has 18 exons. Gene Ontology annotation, molecular function: translation elongation factor activity; GTP binding; GTPase activity. Lineage: Eukaryota; Metazoa; Chordata; Testudines; Testudinidae. The coding region runs from base 48 to 2294 and encodes 748 amino acids. Gene Ontology annotation, biological process: mitochondrial translational elongation.